UCAGGCGGCUAUGACAAAGAAGAAAAAGCUGCUAGGUCUUAUGAUUUAGCGGCACUCAAGUAUUGGGGAACUUCUACCACUACCAAUUUUCCAAUCAGUAACUAUGAAAAGGAAGUAGAGGAGAUGAAACACAUGACCAGACAAGAGUUUGUUGCCUCCAUUAGAAGGAAGAGUAGUGGAUUCUCUAGGGGAGCAUCCAUGUAUCGAGGAGUUACAAGGCAUCACCAACAUGGAAGAUGGCAAGCAAGGAUUGGCAGAGUUGCAGGAAACAAGGAUCUUUAUUUAGGAACUUUUAGUACUGAGGAGGAGGCUGCAGAAGCAUAUGACAUAGCAGCAAUAAAGUUCAGAGGAUUAAACGCAGUAACGAACUUCGACAUGAGUCGAUAUGAUGUGAAGAGCAUUCUCGAAAGCAAUACAUUACCAAUCGGUGGAGGAGCAGCGAAACGUCUUAAAGAAGCGCAAGCAAUUGAAUCAUCAAGAAAACGAGAGGAAUUGAUAGCUCUCACUUCAUCUAAUUUCCAAUACGGAAACCCUAGCUCUAGCAGACAGCUACAACCAGCUUCUGCUUACUCUCUAAUGCCACCUUUUGAUCAACAACCUCAGCCAUUGUUAACCUUACAUGACCAAAACAUUGCUCAAUACACCCAAGAUUCAACUUUUCAUCAAAAUUAUCUUCAAACACAGCUUCAAUUGCACCACCAAUCUGGGUCUAGUAACAAUUUCUUGCAACAGACGACUCACCAUGACCCUCAGAUUUACAACAGUUACUUACAAAAUAAUCCAGGUUUGCUGCAUGGGUUUUUCAACAUGGGUUCUUCAUCAUCUAUUAUGGAAAAUAAUGGGAAUUCUAGUGGGAGUUACAGCAAUGGUUAUCUUGGAAAUGGGAUGAAUGCAACCGGGUCAAAUACUGUUGGACCAGCUGAUCAAGAACUUGCUCUUGUUAAGGUUGAUUAUGAUAUGCCUUCUACUGGAUAUAACUGGUCCGGCGACUCGGUUCCGGGAUCCAAUCCCGGAGUAUUUACAAUGUGGAAUGACUUAUAAAUUAUGAACAUGCGAGGAUGUUGGUAAGGUUGAAGAAGGGCUUCGUUUUUUUAUUUUUAUUUGUAAUUUUGGUAUAAUUUGGCUGAUUAAAUUGUUUCCCUGAGAGACAAGUUAGGGUUUUAUUUUAACUGGAUUUGAUGAGAACUGACUCUGACUGACCUAAUUAAUAUGCGAUUUUUUGGGUCUAUUCUAUAUAUAUGCUAUGUCAGUUGUAUGGGUGCAAGUUGGACCCAAAUUUUGUAUCCUAAAUAUAUCUAUCUUAUUUUUAUGCUGUUAUUUUUCAUCUUUUGAUGAUAA
This is a messenger RNA of Mercurialis annua (annual mercury), 1338 nucleotides long. RefSeq names its product AP2-like ethylene-responsive transcription factor PLT2. The transcript has 4 exons. The record is from RefSeq and is a predicted model, not a curated record. NCBI's taxonomy places the organism in Eukaryota, Viridiplantae, Streptophyta, Magnoliopsida, Malpighiales, Euphorbiaceae. The coding region runs from base 124 to 1041 and encodes 305 amino acids. Gene Ontology annotation, biological process: regulation of DNA-templated transcription. Gene Ontology annotation, molecular function: DNA-binding transcription factor activity; DNA binding.